UUGUCACCCCGGACGUCAUGGCCAUGGAUGGAUUGACGAUGCAGCAACCCCGCCUCACCAUGCUGACAAUCGCAGGCUCCGACUCCGGCGGCGGAGCGGGCAUACAGGUCCCCCCUCCCUUGACCAAAUGCUGCCGUUGAUUGAGUUUCGAGCUCAGGCCGAUCUCCGAACCUUCGCGGCUCUAGGCCACUUUGGAACCAGUGCAGUGACGGCUCUCACUGCUCAGAACACCCUGGGUGUGCAGGGAAUCCACGGUGUGCCCGCGCAGUUUGUGGCCCGACAGCUCCAGUCUGUUCUAGACGACAUCGAUGUGCACGCUAUCAAGACAGGCAUGCUUUUCAAUGCAGAAAUAAUCGACGCGGUCGCGCACACAUUGGGCGCGCACUCGGCUCAGCGCGCGUUGCCCCCACUCGUCUGUGAUCCCGUUUGCGUGUCGACCUCAGGCCACAGUCUGCUCGAGCCCCAAGCCGUCAACGUGCUCGUCUCCAAACUGUUCCCUAUGACAUCAGUGCUCACGCCUAACAAGUCGGAGGCGGAGGUCAUCUUAUCCCGCUCGAUCUCGUCGCUUGCAGAUAUCGUAGCGGCUGCCACGGACCUCCUGAAGCUCGGGCCACAAGCGGUGCUACUCAAGGGCGGCCACUUUGCCACGACUGCCGUUGACAUCGAGUCCCUCGCUCGCGCACAGCCCGAGGUGUCGAUGGGCUCCCGGUCUGAGAACAUGCGCAUCCUCUCGCGGCCAAGCGAAGACAGCCCGCUUGUUGUUGACGUGCUGUGCGAGAAGGACGGUCGGACUACGGUAUUUGCACGUCCCCGAAUAGACUCUUCCUCGACGCAUGGAACGGGAUGCACACUCAGUGCAGCGCUCGCGUGUUUUCUGGGAUCUGGUGCCACAGUUCAUGAGGCCGUGUCUCGUGCGACUGCGUUCACUCAUCUAGGCAUUGCCACCGCCUCUGCCAUCGGCACCGGAUACGGCCCGCUCAACCACCUGCAUUCGACACCACGUUUGGUCAUUCCACCCCGCUCAGCUGCAGAUCCAUUUCCAUUGACAAGGAUGCUCAUUUCUGCGAAUCCGAGACACUGGAGCGAUUAUGUCGAGCACUCGUUUGUGCAACAGCUCGGCGCGGGCAGUCUUCCUCGCGCGGCUUUCCUCCACUUCAUCAAACAAGACUAUCAUUAUCUCAAAUACUACGCCCGCGCAUCCAGUCUGCUUGCCGCCAAGUCCGACUCGUUCCCGGCCAUCGACUCUGCGAUGCAAACUACGCUGAAUGUGCUGCGGGAGAUCGACACGCACAAGGCAUUCUGCGCUGGUUUCGGGGUCUCCCUAGAAGAGCUCGAUGCGACGGAGGAAUCCAUAGAAACGACUGCUUACGGAUGCUAUCUGAUGGACAUCGGGUUGAAAGGUGGCUUACGAUGUUCAUGCGGUCUUGUGUUCACUCAGUUUGUUUGGUCCAGGGGACACUAUGAAACUACUGAUCGUGCUGCUGGCAUGUCUGCUGGGGUACGGUGAAGUUGGUCUGCGGCUCAAAACUGCAGAAUUAGAAGGAAACCCGUAUCGUCGAUGGAUCGAGGAUUACUCUGGCCCGCAUUAUCAGGGAGCUGUCCGCGCUGGACUAGAACUGAUUGAAGAACGCGCUCAAGCCGAUCCCCCGUCAUCUGCCCGGCUGAAGGAAUGGCUGAUGGUCUGGGACCAGUGCACUCGCCUCGAGACGGCGUUUUGGGCGAUGGGGUUGAACGCUGCCCAGGCGGAUCAGUGAGACAUCGUCGAAUUUUUCAUGCUAGAGGCCCCUGUUACCUGUCUUGCGCUUGACCACACCCAAAUAUGACUCUGUUGACCAACUCGAACGCUGCUCGUGCGGCUUCGGAUGCUGCAACCAGAAAGUCGAUCCCGUCGGAGAACGCGCCGACCAGUCCAUCUCCGAGAGCAGCAGGAUUCCGAGAGCUCUCGAGAUGCGAGAAUCUUCCGGAUCCAUUAGCGGCGUCCAACCGCGAUCAGCCGAGAUGCCGA
Mycena citricolor is the source of this 2005-nucleotide messenger RNA. NCBI's taxonomy places the organism in Eukaryota, Fungi, Basidiomycota, Agaricomycetes, Agaricales, Mycenaceae. The record is from the annotation of a GenBank genome assembly.